Laetiporus sulphureus 93-53 is the source of this 3393-nucleotide messenger RNA. RefSeq names its product AAA-domain-containing protein. The record is from RefSeq and is a predicted model, not a curated record. Gene Ontology annotation, molecular function: ATP hydrolysis activity; ATP binding. The coding region runs from base 1 to 3393 and encodes 1130 amino acids. The transcript is spliced from 13 exons. Gene Ontology annotation, biological process: protein import into peroxisome matrix. NCBI's taxonomy places the organism in Eukaryota, Fungi, Basidiomycota, Agaricomycetes, Polyporales, Laetiporaceae. Gene Ontology annotation, cellular component: peroxisomal membrane; cytosol.
AUGGACUAUCUCUUUGGCCGGCCACAGGUGGUGCCCUGUUCAUUUUCUCUCAGCGAUCCUGGCGACGACAACGACAUUCUUCUCGUUCCGAGGAGUAUUUGGGAGAAAUUGUCCUCGUCGCAUCGCGGUGCUGGUGCUCUGGCGGUCUCUGUUACGCGAAUUGCGCCCCAUGUGUCCUAUAACGAGUCGCCGCUGCAUUCAUUUGUAUGCUGGGUCUCACUGAGUGAGGACGUUAGCCGUUGCGCAAUCCCUCCACGAUGGCUCCACGAGUUCCCCCAGGUAUUCACCAACAACGACGUUAACGCAGCCGAUACACCGACGCACCAUAUCACCGCCGUCAGGCCUGUAGCGCUAACUGAAGUCAUUGUUGCGGCACUUUCUGACGAUGCGUACACGUUCGCAGAGCUGAACAAGGCUGCUCUGGAGGCGCGACUUCUGGACAAGCAGGCUAUCCUCCGUCAAGGCUCCAUAUACUCUGUGCCUCGUGACGAUUCUGCUUUGGUCGACGGAGAAGGCUCUCAGGGGGACGCAUACAUGUACCAGCUGGUGAUGGUCGCGCCUGUGCUGCAGGGCUGUGCAGAGAAAGGCUUCACUCGAUUCUAUGUCACUCUAGCCACACAGCCCGCACUUCCCUUGAACCUGCCUCUUGCCUCUUCCAAUGGAGUUGAUGGUAUCUCAGAUACUUCAUCAACCACAUCUAGAGAGGAGGAGCUUGAGAUUGACGAGUCGUUCCUGGCUGGUUCCGUACUGCAGUCUAUGCCUGACCUCGCUUCGCUCUCACAUUAUCGCGUCACCGGUGGUGGGCCUCUCACAAACGGUGAUCAAGCAAAUGUAGAGACAAAGGAUAGGCCGAAAAUUCAGUUGCCUGAGUGGGCAUGUUCUGCCAAGCCGCUUCCGGAGCCAAUUUCUCUCGAACAAGACGAUUGUACAAUCUACGUAAGCACGCCUGAUUUAAGUCAUAUAGGCAUUUUGAACGGAGAUUGGGCUGUCGUCCGCUCAAAGGGCAGCACAUCAUACCGGUUGGUCAGAGUGUGCGCCGCGGACAGUAUUGAAGCCAAACCUGGAACCGCAACGCUCUCACCUCAACUCCUGCACAAUAUCGCAGGAGGGGCCUCGAGUCUCGAUACCCCUUUUAUGUGCCUCCGCUCCAGCCCAUUUGGAUCUCUCCGGCCAGCGAUACCAACGGCGCGGAGCGUCACGAUCGCCCGCAUUGCAUCCUUCCUGUCCACCGAUCGCACGUACCAGAGUCUUUUCCUUCGUGCGCUACAAGCCUAUUUCGAGGAGACUACGCGUUUAGUGAAGAAAGGAGAUGUGAUCGCCGUCACGAUCGACACGGAUCAUGCUAUUCAAAUGGGAGGGGACGAUGAGGGCGAGAUGGGUGGAUACGACUACGAGUCCGAGAAUGUGAAUGAGGUCAUAUACUUUGUGGUGACAAAUCUGGAACAUAACAUCGUCACGAACGCGGAGGCAUCCUCGCCGGAUAUGUAUCUCGGAUCCACGAUGGGCGAGCUUGGAUGCUGGGUAGAUCCCACCCAGACGCGCAUGAUCCAGACAGGUGUUGAGUAUUCCAGGGUGCCUGACGUGUCGCAAUAUCUCUCGAUAGAGAAGCCUAAUACGUUCUCGCGAUCGCGACAUCCUGUAUCGACUCUCUUGGAUCCUGACAGCGCGUUUGGGAAGCUGCUCGCGUUGUCUUCCGCAGCUCUGAAUAGGCAUGCCGUGGACUACCAGCUCCAGUUGUCUAUCGUGCUUAAAGGGUCAAAUGGAGUCGGGAAGCGCACCGUCGCGACAGCGGUGGCACAGCGUCUUGGCAUGCAUAUCUUUGAAGUCAAUUGCUACGAUGUCCUGGGCGAGAACGACGUCAAGACCGAAGGCACACUCCGGGCUCGGUUUGAGAGAGCUGCAUCGUGCUCACCAUGCAUCCUACUGCUAAGAAAUAUAGAUGCCUUUGCGCGGAGCACUCAAAGCCUAGAACCUGGCAAAGAGUCGAGUGUAGGCGAUGUCUUACAAGACUGCAUUGCAACGCUCCAGCAGGCUUGGGGAUUGACCGGCUUCCCUAUCAUUGUGGUUAGUACGACAAGCAAUGCCGAGCGGGUCCCCCCCCGUGUCCUGUCGUGCUUCAAGCACGAGAUCGUGUUCGAAGCGCCUGGAGAGGCCGAAAGAUACGAUAUUCUGAUGGCGCUUCUGCAUGAUUGCAACCUCGGACCUGAUGUCUCGAUACGGGAAACAGCAGUUCAAACGGCCGCUUUGGUUGCCGCUGACCUUGUAGACUUGAUUUCUCGCGCCCAGAGCGCAUCCAUGCAGCGUGCAAUGCGAACUUCAAAGCGCAGGGAGAUCGAUCUAUUCAAUGCGGGCAUUCCAAUUGUCGCAGCCGACUUUGAUGCUGCGCUGGCCGAAUCAAGGGCAUCAUAUUCAGAGAACAUUGGUGCUCCGAAGAUUCCAUCCGUGACCUGGGACGAUGUGGGAGGCCUUGCGCAUGUUAAGGCAGACAUCCUCGAUACCAUUCAGCUACCGCUGGAACAUCCGGAACUAUUUGCCGACGGUCUAAAGAAGCGGUCCGGUAUUUUACUCUACGGCCCCCCAGGAACUGGCAAGACGCUCCUCGCAAAGGCUGUCGCGACGUCCUGCGCACUCAAUUUCUUCUCUGUGAAGGGGCCGGAACUGCUUAACAUGUAUAUCGGCGAGUCCGAAGCGAACGUCCGGCGGGUCUUCCAGCGUGCUCGGGACGCGCGGCCAUGCGUCGUCUUCUUUGAUGAAUUGGACUCUGUCGCACCGAAACGAGGUAGUCACGGCGACUCGGGCGGCGUCAUGGAUCGUAUCGUCAGCCAGAUCCUCGCGGAGCUGGAUGGCCUUUCGGGCGGUAAUGCGGGGGGAGACGUCUUCGUCAUUGGCGCGACGAAUCGGCCUGACCUGCUAGAUCCCGCACUGCUCAGACCGGGAAGAUUCGACCGCAUGCUCUACCUCGGUAUAAGCAAAUCGCAUGUCGCGCAGCUAAAUAUAUUGCAAGCCCUGACGCGGAAAUUCCGCCUCCACCCUGACCUUCGCCUCGAGAACGUUGCGGAACAAUGUCCAUUCCACUACACCGGCGCCGACUUCUAUGCCUUGUGUGCAGACGCGUUGUUAAAGGCAAUGGCAAGAAAAGCAGAGGAGCUUGAGGCGGCAAUUGCUAUUCUAAAUGCCAACCCACCUGCAAACUCGCCUCAUCCGUACCCUCUCACUCCUCAGUACUAUCUCGCCGAGUUAGCCACGCCCGCGGAGAUGGAAGUGCUAGUCUCGCAUGCAGACUUCGAUGCUGCCCUAAGCGAGCUCAUCCCUAGCGUGAGCCAAGCCGAGAUGGAACACUACGCACGAAUCCAGCAGCGAUUCUCACAAGAAACGAUCAACACAACGAGCUGA